Diaporthe batatas is the source of this 1231-nucleotide messenger RNA. RefSeq lists its product as uncharacterized. Lineage: Eukaryota; Fungi; Ascomycota; Sordariomycetes; Diaporthales; Diaporthaceae. Gene Ontology annotation, molecular function: hydrolase activity, acting on carbon-nitrogen (but not peptide) bonds, in linear amides. The transcript has 2 exons. The record is from RefSeq and is a predicted model, not a curated record. Bases 62 to 982 code for a protein of 306 amino acids.
CGGCAUUAGACCAGCACCCCAAUUCCUCACAGUCGGUGCUCUCACCGACGGGUUUUUCAAGAUGGCACCCGCCUACAAAUUUGCGCUGAUUCAGAUGCAACCCAAGCCAGUCGACCCGGCAGCAAACUUCAAAAAAGCAGAAUCAGAGAUACGCAAAGCCGCCGAAAAUGGCUGUCACGUCGCCGUGCUCCCAGAGUACCAUCUCACCUCCUGGGUACCGGACCACCCAGACUUCAUCGCCUCCUGCGCAGAAUCAGAGACCUACCUGCCUCGGUACCAGGCCCUCGCCCGCGAGCUGAACAUAAGCAUAGUCCCGGGCACGAUCUGCACCUCAGACGCGCCGCCGCCGCCGCCGCCGCAGCCGCAGCCAACAGCCAGGGACGGCGGCAAGGGGCUGCGCAACAUGGCGUACUUCAUCUCGGCGGGGACGGGCGAGCUGGCGGGCAGCUACCAGAAGAAGAACCUGUGGCACCCUGAGCGGCCGCACCUGAAGCCCGGGCGCCACGAGCCCCACGCCGCCUUCGACACGCCGCUGCGCAACGCCGACGGGUCCCCCGUGCGCGCGGGCCUGCUCGUGUGCUGGGACCUGGCCUUCCCGGAGGCCUUCCGCGCGCUCAUCGCCGACGGCGCGCAGGUCGUCAUCGUCCCUUCGUUCUGGCUGAUCACGGACGUCGACGAGGCCGGGCUCGCGCUCAACCCGGACAGCGAGAAGGUCUUUCUUGACUCGGCUGUCGUGUGCCGCGCGUUUGAGAACACGGCCGCUGUGGUCUUUUGUAACAAGGGCGGGUGCAGCCAGGUCGCGCUGCCGAUUGUGGGCAAGGUCAAGAAUGAGGGUGGUAAGGAGCUUGGCCUGGACGAGGAUGGCACCGUCUACGCUGAGGUGGACUUGGAUGUCUUGAGGAUCGCAGAAGAGAACUACAAGGUGAGGGAGGAUAUAAAGGGCAAGGGCUGGCACUAUGGAUAUGAGCUGGUCAAGGAUUAGGCAUGAAGCAGUGCGUCCAGAUGUCACGACCCGGGAGGCUGAGGCCAUCUGCCCACGGACGUAUAGUAUGCUCUUUGCACUUUUAUUGGCAUUGUGGUCUUUUUUAAACAAAAAGCGCUGUGUCUUGGGCGUUUACCACUGUACCAAGACGCCACUUGCAGUCUGUACGUAUGGGGAUCGGAAACGAAACCACCUAAGCAUGGCGCAAGCCAUGAUUUUCCGGUCUGAGAAUGUGAUUGAUUUCUAUCA